Messenger RNA from Arabis nemorensis, 1656 nucleotides. The record is from the annotation of a GenBank genome assembly. NCBI's taxonomy places the organism in Eukaryota, Viridiplantae, Streptophyta, Magnoliopsida, Brassicales, Brassicaceae.
AUGGAUACUGCGAGAGCUUGGCUGAAUAAGUUAAAGUCUAAAGGGAAGGAGAAAUCCUCGAGAAAGAAGGAAACUAGUAGAAGUGAUGUAAAGGAUGGAUCCAAAACAGCUGGAGGUGAAGAAGUUGUGUCAAAUGUAACAAAGCAGAAGGCUGCAGCUGCAAAACAGUAUAUCGAAAAUCAUUAUAAAAAACAAGUGCAAAGUCAGCAGGAAAGAAAGGAGCGACGUAAUAUGCUGGAAAAUAAGUUAGCUGCUGCAGAAGUCUCUGAGGAAGAGCAAAAGAAUUUGCUUAAGGAUUUAGAGAAGAAGGAAACUGAAUACAUGCGCCGUCAGAGGCAUAAAAUGGGAACUGAUGACUUCGAGCCAUUGACAAUGAUAGGAAAGGGCGCUUUUGGAGAGGUUAGGAUAUGUAGGGAGAAGGGAACAGGCAAUGUCUAUGCAAUGAAAAAGCUGAAGAAAUCUGAGAUGCUACGUAGAGGCCAGGUGGAACAUGUAAAAGCUGAGAGAAAUUUACUUGCAGAGGUUGACAGCAACUGCAUCGUGAAGCUGUAUUGUUCUUUCCAAGAUGAAGAAUAUUUAUAUCUUAUUAUGGAGUAUCUACCUGGUGGGGAUAUGAUGACGUUACUUAUGAGGAAAGACACACUUACUGAAGAUGAGGCAAGAUUUUAUGUUGGGGAAACUGUCUUGGCUAUAGAGUCCAUUCAUAAGCACAACUAUAUCCACAGAGAUAUCAAGCCUGAUAAUCUGCUACUCGACAGAAGCGGUCACAUGAAAUUAUCAGAUUUUGGAUUGUGUAAGCCAUUAGACUGUAGUGUUCUCCAGGAAAAAGAUUUUACAGUUGCACACAACCUUAGUGGUGCUCUACAAAGUGAUGGUCGCCCUGUGGCACCAAGACGCACCCGUUCCCAACUGGAACAACUGCAAAACUGGCAGAAAAAUAGAAGGAUGCUUGCUUAUUCCACAGUUGGAACUCCUGACUAUAUCGCCCCAGAAGUUUUGCUGAAGAAAGGAUAUGGAAUGGAAUGUGAUUGGUGGUCUCUUGGUGCCAUCAUGUAUGAAAUGCUUGUGGGGUUUCCACCAUUUUAUUCAGAUGAACCAAUGACAACGUGUAGGAAGAUAGUAAAUUGGCGAAAUUAUUUGAAGUUCCCAGAAGAGGUUAGAUUAUCACAAGAGGCGAAGGAUCUUAUUUGUAGACUUUUAUGCAACGUAGAACAAAGGCUUGGAACAAAAGGGGCAUAUGAAAUUAAGGAUCACCCUUGGUUCAGAGGUGUCGAAUGGGAAAAAUUGUAUCAAAUGAAGGCUGCUUUUAUUCCCAAAGUUAAUGACGAGUUGGACACUCAAAAUUUUGAAAAAUUUGAAGAGACUGCCAAGGAAGUUCCAAAGUUGUCAAAAUCAGGUCCAUGGAGAAAGAUGCUCUCAUCCAAAGACAUUAACUUUGUGGGUUAUACUUACAAGAACGUUGAAAUAGUAAAUGACGAUCAAUUACCAGGGAUAGCUGAGCUGAAGAAGAAGAGCACAAAGCCAAAGCGGCCAUCAAUUAAAUCCCUCUUUGAGGAUGAAUCAGUGAGUGGCACCACAAGUCAGCAGGGAAGCUUCUUGAAACUCCUGCCAACACAGAUCGAAUUUCCAGAGAAAGAAGGCAAAUCGAGCUCAUAA